Messenger RNA from Stylophora pistillata, 1500 nucleotides. RefSeq lists its product as uncharacterized. The record is from RefSeq and is a predicted model, not a curated record. NCBI's taxonomy places the organism in Eukaryota, Metazoa, Cnidaria, Anthozoa, Scleractinia, Pocilloporidae.
AUGCCUCACUAUAAUUGUUGCGUUCCUGGCUGUACAAACAGCUUUAGGAACGCUUCACAUCUGCAUUUCUACAGAUUACCGAAAGAUGAGUUUACCAGAAAGCAAUACAAAGUCAUUUUGAAGAAUGAUUCGCUAAAAUUGGACUCCACAAAUACUCGAAUUUGCUCAGACCAUUUCGAAGGUGGCGAGAAACUCAGUCGAGCUCAUCUGCCGACUAUAUUUCCUUGGAAAAAGGCAGAAAGCACUAGACGACAGCUAAAAAGAGUCAUCAGCUUCGAAGAAAAUCUGGCAAUUCAGGAAGCAAAAAAGAAGAAGAGGGAGGAAAAGAAAGACAUGGCACAAGCAUCAGUGACAGUCGAACAUGAGAACAAUCGUGAGACACAAACAUCUCUCACAGGAUUGGAAAUCGAAACAAUGUUAAAGGAGUUGCAAAAGCUUAAAAAGGACAUCAGUGAAUUGACAAAUGAAAAGAAUCAGCUGCUGGAGAAAAAUGCCAAGUUGAGUGAAGAAAAUGCAAACCUACUCGAGGCAAACUUAAAACUCGAGCAAGAAACAAAAAGACUAAGACACUCUCUUGAAAACUUUCGUUUCGAUAUUGAGAAAUAUAAAGACAAUGCUGAAGACAUUGCCUUUUAUACUGGUUUACCAGACUAUAAUGCACUGCUGAUAUGUUUCGACAUGGUUAAAGAUGCAGCAGAGCAUAUUGAAUAUGAACAUGAACGAACGCACCCAGGAAUUCAGUGUGGCAGACCUCGAUGUUUAACCAAGUUCCAAGAGUUUACUUUGACACUAGUGAGAUUAAGGCUUGGAUUGCUGGAAAAGGACCUUGCUCAUCGGUUUAGUGUCUCAAGACCCCUUGUAUCCAAAGUUUCAAGGGCCUGGACGAGAUUUCUGAGGGGACAGUUUGAGCCACUUAUUACUAUUCCACCCAGGGAAGUUCUCAAACUCUACAUGCCUGACAUUUUCAAAUCCUUCUAUCCAGACUGUGUCAUUAUUGUGGACUGUACAGAGUUUGAGAUGGAGAAACCUUCAGCACUUAAUUCUCAAUCUGCUUGCUACUCGUCAUACAAGUCUAGAACGACGAUGAAAGCCUUGCUUGGUAUAACACCCAGUGGUGCUUUAUGUUUUGUCAGUGAGCUAUUUCCUGGUUCAACUUCUGACAAGGAAAUAACAGCUCAAAGUGGACUGUUGGACAAGUUACAACCUUAUGAUCAAGUUAUGGCAGACAAAGGGUUCAACUGCACUGAUGAGCUUGCUUCUGUGGGAGCAGAACUGAUUAGACCAGCAUUUUUGGUUAAAGAUACACAAUUCUCAAAAGAAGAAACCAACCACAACAAGAUUGUUGCCAGUUUGAGAGUACAUGUUGAGCGAUUGAUGGAGAGAAUAAAGAAUUGGCACAUCUUUGACCACCGAAUUCCAAUUACUCUUGCCCCCAUAGCAUCUGAUAUGUUAUUUGUAGUGGCUGGACUUUCUAAUUUUUACCCUCCUUUGAUUAAUUAA